Lepus europaeus (European hare) is the source of this 4324-nucleotide messenger RNA. RefSeq names its product oxysterol binding protein like 11 (gene OSBPL11). Gene Ontology annotation, molecular function: sterol binding. The transcript has 13 exons. Lineage: Eukaryota; Metazoa; Chordata; Mammalia; Lagomorpha; Leporidae. The coding region runs from base 438 to 2711 and encodes 757 amino acids. The record is from RefSeq and is a predicted model, not a curated record. Gene Ontology annotation, cellular component: intracellular membrane-bounded organelle; cytosol; membrane.
GGCCCCUCCCCUGGAAGACUGGCCGGAGGAGACGCGGGAGCGCGGAGGUCAGGCCCCGGGGCCCGUGUCCGCGGUCCCCCGUCCUGGCUGCAGAGUCGGCGACCUCCUUACGUGCCUGCUUCUGCUUGGAGUCAUGUCUCCGAGACCUCUGGAGGGGUGAUUUCCCCCCCUCCGUGUUUUUGCCGGGAGGGUAAAUAUUUAAUCUAAAGGAUAUCUGUGUUCCCAUCGCUGUCCCUUCCCUCUGGAAAGUUAACUUCGGUCGGGGAUGCGUAUCUUCCUUUCUGGGGCCAUUUGACCAUUCCCUCUCCAGCCGCCGUCUGAUUUAGCAACUGGAAUCACAUUCAGAUCAGAUCACUAAAAACAAAAAACAGAAACAAAAAGCAGCAGCACCAACGACAAAAACUACCGAGCUGUUCUCCCCCGCCCAAGAAGGGCGAAUGGACUUCGGAGUGAAGAUGCAGGGGGGCGAGCCGGUGGCGACGAUGAAAGUCUCGGAGAGCGAGGGCAAGCUGGAGGGCCUGGCCACAACCGUGACCCCCAACAAGAACAGCAGCAACAGCAGCUGUGGGGGCGGCGGCAGCAGCAGCAGCAGCCGCGGCGGCGGCGGCGGCGGGAAAGGCUGGCAGUACAGUGACCACAUGGAAAAUGUGUAUGGUUAUUUAAUGAAGUACACCAACCUUGUCACUGGAUGGCAAUACAGGUUUUUUGUUUUGAACAAUGAAGCUGGGCUGUUGGAGUACUUUGUGAAUGAGCAGUCUAGAAAUCAAAAACCCAGAGGUACUUUGCAGCUUGCGGGAGCUGUAAUAUCACCCAGUGAUGAGGACUCCCACACCUUCACUGUAAAUGCUGCCAGUGGGGAACAGUAUAAACUCAGAGCCACAGAUGCUAAGGAGCGACAGCAUUGGGUUAGCAGACUUCAGAUAUGUACACAACAUCACACUGAAGCUAUUGGAAAGAAUAAUCCUCCUCUGAAGUCACGGAGCUUCUCGCUUGCAUCUAGUGGUAAUUCUCCUAUAUCCCAGAGGAGACCGAGUCAAAAUGCCAUUUCUUUUUUUAAUGUUGGACAUUCCAAACUGCAGUCAGUGAGCAAAAGAGCACACUUACCUCCAGACCAUCUUGUGGAAGUCAGAGAAAUGAUGUCUCAUGCUGAAGGACAACAAAGAGAUUUAAUUAGACGGAUUGAAUGUCUUCCUGCUUCUGGCCAUCUUAGUUCCUUGGACCAGGAUCUCUUAAUGCUCAAAGCUACUUCCAUGGCAACUAUGAACUGCUUAAAUGACUGCUUUCACAUUCUCCAGUUGCAGCAUGCGUCGCAUCAGAAGGGCUCAUUGCCUGCAGGAACGACAAUCGAGUGGUUAGAACCAAAGAUACCUUUAUCAAACCACUAUAAAAAUGGAGCUGACCAGCCUUUUCCAGCUGAGCAGAGCAAGCCAGUGGCAGUCCCAGAGGAACAGUCUGUUGCAGAAUCUGGACUGUUAACAAGGGAACCUGAAGAAAUAAAUGCAGAUGAUGAGAUAGAGGAUACAGGUGACAACAAGGAAGAUGACCUGGGGGCUGUGGAAGAGCAACGCAGCGUUAUCCUACAUCUUUUGUCCCAGCUUAAGCUGGGCAUGGAUUUAACAAGGGUGGUGCUUCCUACAUUUAUCCUAGAGAAGCGGUCCCUGCUGGAAAUGUAUGCAGACUUUAUGUCUCACCCCGACCUAUUCAUAGCCAUCACUGAUGGAGCCACAGCCGAGGACAGGAUGACUCGCUUCGUUGAGUACUACCUUACCUCAUUUCAUGAAGGCCGUAAGGGAGCCAUUGCUAAGAAGCCGUACAAUCCCAUCAUCGGGGAAACGUUUCACUGUUCCUGGAGGGUGCCGAGAAGCAAGGUCGCCUCCAGCGUUUCCAGCAGUGCUGGCGCUCAGGCAGUCAGCAGUCACGCACCUCCGGCAGAGGAGUCUCUGAGCCAGGUGGGAUCGGACUGUGACACAGUCAGAUUCGUUGCUGAGCAGGUCUCCCAUCACCCACCAGUCUCAGGAUUUUACGCAGAAUGUGCGGAAAGGAAGAUGUGUGUGAAUGCGCACGUCUGGACUAAGAGCAAAUUCUUAGGCAUGUCCAUAGGCGUGACAAUGGUGGGAGAAGGUAUCCUCAGCCUAUUGGAGCAUGGAGAAGAGUAUACAUUUUCUCUGCCUUGUGCUUAUGCCCGGUCCAUUUUAACUGUUCCUUGGGUAGAACUGGGUGGCAAGGUCAGUGUCAACUGUGCAAAAACUGGCUAUUCAGCCAGCAUCACUUUUCACACCAAACCAUUUUAUGGUGGCAAACUGCACCGGGUUACAGCUGAAGUAAAGCACAACCUCACCAACACUGUGGUCUGCAGAGUGCAGGGAGAAUGGAACAGUGUUCUCGAGUUCACCUACAGCAAUGGGGAGACAAAGUAUGUGGACUUGACUAAGUUGGCAGUGACAAAGAAAAGAGUACGGCCUCUGGAGAAGCAGGAUCCGUUUGAAUCCAGGCGAUUGUGGAAAAACGUGACUGACUCUCUGAGAGAAUCUGAAAUUGAUAAGGCCACAGAGCAUAAGCGUACCCUGGAAGAACGCCAGAGAACUGAAGAAAGGCAUCGUGCUGAAACAGGAACUCCCUGGAAAACCAAAUAUUUUAUUAAAGAGGGAGAUGGCUGGGUCUAUCACAGACCCCUUUGGAAAGUAAUUCCGACAACUCAACCAGCAGAGUGACACUUGCUAAGACUCCACCAAAUGAGGUUCUCCUCUGUUUACCCUAAACCCUCCCAGAAUGGAGUCUUCGCACUGAGCGAGCUGCUUCCCGCCUGCACACACUGACACUAAACAUGAAUGUACCCACCAGGGCACCACCAUCCCGCAGCAAGACCAAAGUGUCCAAGGAACACAGUGGCCCUCUCCCCAGUCUCCGUGGAUGUGAGCGACACCAGCUGCAGACCUUGAACCCUGAUUCUGAGGUGAUUCAUCUUCUCCAGUCCCUGUUCUCACAGCUAAGUUUGAAUGCCCAGUUCUCGCACGGGGCAGCAGACACACAACCAUGGGAACUCAGUGACUUCGAUUUCUCUAGAGUGACACGUGACGUCUCUUUCAGAGUUUGUGUUUUGCUUUUUGUCUGUAACUGAAGUAUUCACUACUCUUAUAAACCAACCAAGAGGAGAAAGAACAUGACCUAGAAGUGGAUUCAGCCAUUGUGCCUGAAAUCAGUGUUAAAAAAAAAAAAUCAACCGAGUUGUAGUAACAAGGCACUCAGUGUCUUCAUCAAGACUGAGCGCCUGUGUCUGAGGAACUUACCCAUCAUCCACCUCUGUUGGAACUCUCUUUUCAAAAAUGUAUUUAUAAAUUGACUAGAAGUGUAACCAUGGAGGAUUUUUUCUUCUGAGCAUUUUAAUAUACUUGAAAACAGCAUUGACUUGAAAAAUUUCAGAACAUUUUUCAAUACCUAGUUUUAUUAAAUAUUACACUUGAGAGAAAAUUUUUUAAAAUGUGUUUAUGUCAAUAUGACAAGGUUCCGGCCUUUCCUGACAACUAAGGCAUUAGAGACAAAGGCAGAUAUUAAAAACUAAAACUGUUACUUUUUUCCUUAUUUUUUUUUCCAUCUGUAGAUUAAUAUCCAGUAUUAUGUACUAUCCCUCUGGAUACGUAUGCUUUAUCUUACCUCUGUUCACUCCAGAAUUCAAACACAUGGCUAUUCCUGUUUGUCAGUAAUUCAGUUCUGUUUGUGACUGAGUGCAUGUAAGGUGUGGUUUUGUUUUCUUUUCAAGGAAAUUUAAAUGCUGAAGAAAGAGUAUGAGAUAAACAGAUAUCAGGAAAAAAGAUAUCAGGUAGUUGUAUUCAGGUACAAAUCUUUUUUUUAAUAAGUAUUUUAUUGAGGUUGAAGAAUUGCUGGCAAUUAAAAGAAUAGUGCUAAUGAUGGCUUUCUUCAUUCAUUCAAGUAUUUACCGAGCACCCGUUUGUGGUGCUCAGCACUUGUUACUGCAAGCUACCUUAAUUUUCCAAGAGUGGUGCCUUACUCUUUCUCCCAGCGUAGUCUUCCAAUCAGUGUGUGGAACAUUAACCUGUUAUUCACCAGCCAUUGUAGAUGGCCAUGUCUGUUGCAUCAUCGUAAGAAGCAUAAGAUCUGUGCUUUGAUACAUUCUGUUCUGUUAGAGGGAUUAAUAGGAUGAAAACAGCGAAACAAAUUUUUGAACAAAUUGUAAAUUAUAAGAAUUGGUUUGUGUACAACCAUUUUAACGAUUCCCUUUCCAUUUUUGCUGUGAAAUGCACUGAAAAAAAUCUCAAAAUGAGUUAAAUAGUUAAUGUGUUGGGAAAUUUUAAAAAUAAUAAAACUA